Messenger RNA from Armigeres subalbatus, 3620 nucleotides. RefSeq lists its product as uncharacterized. The transcript is spliced from 5 exons. NCBI's taxonomy places the organism in Eukaryota, Metazoa, Arthropoda, Insecta, Diptera, Culicidae. The coding region runs from base 891 to 2714 and encodes 607 amino acids. The record is from RefSeq and is a predicted model, not a curated record.
GCGGUAGCAAGAGACCAGUUAGUCGAUCCAUCAGCAGAAGCAGCAUCCAGUGGCAGAUUAUUUGGGUAGUGUUGUGUGCCAAACUACAUUAUUCAUUUUUUUACCACCCAAGACUCUGUCUCUUUGUGCAUUCUUUCUUGGGAACUCGUGCUUUAGUGCCAGUGAUUGCAGAACGUGACUAAGGAUUAAUUGUGACAAGAGUGACCAGUGGCUUAUUCACGUCCAAGGGGGCUGAGGUUGCACAAGAAGGAAUUUGAUUGAAUUUUUCUCUCAGUAGUGGCACCCAAGAGGACGGUAGCUGCGGAGUGUGUGCUUGUGUUCGUGCGUGUAUUUCCAGCAUUUUGCUUCUUUUUUUCAGUAGCCGCAAGAGGAGUUGAGGACCGUGAAGUGUGGUGCAUGAAGUGGGAGUAGAACGUAGCUCCAACAAAGUUUAGUUCCUGUCGGUGCUGGUUGGUGGUAGCUUUGCAGCACAGAAAAGGCAGAGAGGAAAAUCCCUGAAGAAAAUCCAGUGCGACUAAGCAUAGGAAUUGCAACUCGUCUCUGUGCAGCAGGUGGGCGCAAGGUGUUGGGAAGACAAACAAAAGUGAGAAAAUAGUUUCAUCUGCCAGCGGAGUCGUGCCCGUGGUUUGAUGCACUUUCCCGAUUGCGAAGGAAGUCCCGGUUGGAAAUAGUAAAAGAAGCAACAAGCCAGGAUAUUCGAAGCGCGGGAUUGCGACAGUGUACGCGUGCUGCGUAUGUGUGAGUUUGUGCCCCGGUUUUAAGGAUAACUGUGUAAAGUCGAGACAAGAAACAUAAUUCCUGGAAAGUGUAGGACACCGACGAAAAUAGCUGGAAAACAGCCCCGCCUCCCUCAGACUACGACGACGACGACGACGACAAACACCGAAAACAUGGGAAACUUUGGAAUUCUUUUACCGCCAAAAUUGUUUCUCCGGAUGCUGGUGCUGCUCUUUUUGACUGUUUAUAAUGUCAAUUCACAAUACGCAGAUGUGAACCGCCGGUUGAAACCAUGCGAGCUGGAAUCGUUACUGCGGGAUCUCACCUACCCGGAGGAAGGCUACGAGAUGCAUGCCGCUGCCUUACGCAACCAGUUGCGACACAUUCUCGAAAGGGAACCCACCGACAGCGCCGGGUACCAAUCCCUGGACGAGUAUGGCACCUACGAAAAUGCCGGACCGUAUGAGGACAAACGCUCAUACCGUUCGCUCCUGCGGGAUGGGGCCACGUUCGGUAAACGCAACCUCGGUUCCCUGGCACGCGCCGGACUGCUGCGGGGUCCUUCGUCGAAUGACUAUCUCAAGCGCAGCAUUGCCACCCUCGCCAAGAAUGGUCAGCUUCCCGCUUCACGGGAGCCCGACUCGGAGGAAGCGGCCUCGUCCGGCGGAUGGAACGACGAAAAGCGCAAUCUUGCGGCGGCCCGUGCAUCGGGGUACAUGCUGAACGGAAAGCGUAACAUCGCAUCGUUGGCAAGAAAGUACGAACUGCCCGGCAAGCGGAACAUACAAUCGUUGCUGAGAAGCGGAAUGCUACCGUCGAUUGCCCCCAAGCGAAACAUGCAAUCGCUGGCACGCGAUAACUCACUGCCUCACUUUGCGGGAGCCACGGCUCAGGAGAGCAAACGCAACAUCCAAACGUUGGUACGCGACUGGAAUCUGCCCCGGCAGCAGAACGUUGGUGCUGAUAAUGAAAAACGCAACAUUCAGUCACUCAAGAAUUCCCAGGGUCAGGGCGGUGGAAGUGCAAACGGCGGCCGCAAGAAACGGGAACUAUACUACGAGGACGAAACGCUCGACGAUAGCACGCCGGAAAUUCUCGAACCCGUGUACCAAUCUUCCCCGCUGGACUACGAAGAGCUGAUGGAAGCGAUGAACGAGGCGUACCCGUCGUCGUACUACAACGGUCCCAGCGAUAACCAUCUGGAGGAGAAGAGAUACUUAGGUUCACUGGCACGUGCUGGCACUUUGCAUCGGUUUCACCGAUUCUACAAGCGCGUCCCCGCGGGAAGCUUCCGCGAUGAUGGCGAUGACGAUUCUGACACUAAUAACGGUGAAGAUUCUGAAACUCGUAAGCACACUUCUGAGGAUGUUCAAAAUAAUGAUGGUGAUGAUGAUGAUGACAAUGAUAAUGAUGAAGAUUUCGAACCGAGCAAUUCCGCUGGCCUGCAAUCGCCCCAGAAGCGACACCUUGCCUCGAUAAUACGUUCCGGUUGGAUGCCGUCAUUCCGGCCAGCGCGAACUACUGGCCGCUUCAGUCGGUCCGGGAGGGCGAGGUCGAGUUUUACUCCCAACCCGAGCGACUACGACAGCCUACCGCCGGCGUUUGUAGACGAUGCGACGGCACUAGCGACGGCAUCGGAUUUCGAGCAGCCCCAUCCUCAUCAUCAUCAGCAGCAGCAGCAUCCUCUCCCUUCAGCAGUUGGGGAGCUCCCGGUCUACAGUCCACGUGGGGUUCCGCGCCGCCCCGAGUUACCGCGCUACACUGGCGCCGCUUUCGAGAGCCGUCCGCGAACGUACGGCGGCGGUUCGCCCGAGGAGUUCCCCUACUACGACAGUUCCAGUGAGACAUCGGCCCGGCCGCUGAAUCCCUUCUACACGGAGGACGAGUUUCGCUGCGCUGCCCGACUGCGUAAGUUGCUCUACUACCUUAAGAAACAGUACUACCUGGACAAUAAGUACAUACAGUCCGUGUACGGGCACAACCCUGUAAGAUAUUAAAUGUCACACAAAUAAUUAGCCGCGGCAUUCGGACCGGUUUAUGUUUUACAUCAUAUGUAGGCAGGAAGAAACAAGCUGACACAGGACAAUAAUCUAUCGCUCGGUGCUCUGGAAACAGAACGCCGGGUCUGCUUGUAAUGUAGAAUAUUUUUAAACUAACUCAUAGCUACCCAAGGUGACGUUUCGAAUAUCAACUUCCACAGGAAGAAAACUGAUCGCUGAACGCAGAUGUGUUUGAAACUUAUUAUACACAUAUUAAAUGGACUCAACUAAGUCAACCAACAGAUCAGAUUAAGAGAAAAGGAGCCCCCCUUGUAAGUGUUUGUAUGCAUUUAUAUUGUAUUAAAGUGUAGAGACUUAGGUAACGAUUACUGGAAUUUUAAGAUGUAUUUAUCAACACAAAUAUGAUGCCAGGUUCUAACAGCAAGACCGAGGCGAAGGACGACAAGUCCUCCUCUUGAUCAGCUUCCUCCCAGCGGAGCUAAUAUGGCGCAAAACCAAACCGUACAUAUUGAACAAAAGAAGAAUAUAACCAAAUAUCUCUAUUCCCCAUAUCCUUUCCUUCAUAUCAAGUUGACAACCAAGGAAAACUGAACACUUUUUCUACACCUUAAGCCACUAGCAAGCAAGUUAUAUAUCUUCCUCUUCCCCGUUUUCGACUAACCCUAUUGUAUGAAAUUUUAUCCACGUAAAUUUAUAGACUUUACAGAGUGUAUACAGGAUCCAGAAACAUAGUUAAACGAAAAACAAUAAUCUCCGAACAAAUACCAAUGUUAGGCGAAGCAAACAGAUCCCGUUUUGGAACCGAGCCGCGCUAUGGUUGAUACACAAAUUUAAAUAAGCUUCGCAACGGCUCUUUAGCGUGUCCAAAAGUGUAAUUUACAGAUGAAUUCUUUAUUGCAGUGC